UGCGAAACACACCGGAAAGAACAAAAAGGACCCGUCUUCAGAACGGAACCUCUAUCAAGAGUAGAAUUUUCAAACAGCAGCGGUACUGAGCUUCGAUGCAGUGCCGAUGGAGCACCCUUCCCUCGCCUUAUCUGGCAAACUAAGAAUGGUGAGAGUGCCCGAGAUGUUACUGGUCUGAGAUUCACAAGGUCUGAUGGCACUCUGGUAUUUCCGCCAUUUUCGAGAAAUGACUAUCGUCAAGAUGUUCACGAUUCUGUUUACCAGUGUGUAGCAAUGAACAACGUCGGUUCCAUACUAAGCAGAGAGGUUCAUGUCAAAGGAGUCAUUAAUCAAAGAUUCAGUCCUCAAGUAUACGAUGACUUUGUGGUGCGGGGAAAUACAGCUGUUCUCAAGUGUCAUUUGCCGACAUUCGUCAAAGAAUACGUUUCUGUAGACUCAUGGAUCAGAAAUGAUGACUACGUUCUCAAAAUGGCCGACACAAGAAUUCGUUCUCACACUGUACUGUUUUCUGGUGAGUUAUUGAUCCAUGAAACGCAGGAGAAAGACGCAGAGUGGAGUUACCGAUGUCAGACCCGACACCGACUGACGGGUGAAAUGGUCGUCAGUAUCAGUGCUGGAAAAAUAACUGUGACCGAGCCUCAUGCCUCCACUUUGCCCCGUGUUACAUUCAGCCGCUUGCAGGUAAGGACGGCUGAAGGAUCACCAGCGCAAUUACCUUGCGUCGCUCAAGGAAAUCCACCUCCUCUUUACAGAUGGAUGAAGGAAAUUUCCGGUGUCUUAAGUCCCGUCAAAGAAGACGGACGAGUGUGGCUGGUGAAGGGAACGCUCAAUUUCCGGAAAGUGUUACGAACAGACGCUGGUAAAUAUCAGUGCAUCGUCCGAAACAGUAUUGGCGAGAGGAGGAUAGAAACAUCACUCAUUAUCUCAGCACCUUUACAAGUAUCAUUGCUGCUUCCAAACGCUUUAUUAAAUACUGGUCAGGAAGCAACGUUUACCUGCAAUGUCUCUGGAUACCCAGUGCAUACAAUAGCUUGGAUGAAAGACCAGAAAAUUAUAGUUCCAACGAAUAGAAUACAGCUGGUAUCAAGAGAAGUCUUGCUGAUUACUUCUCUCCGUCGGGAUGACAGAGGAAUGUAUCAGUGUUUUGCUUACAAUGAUAACGACAGUGCUCAGGGCACAGUGGAGCUGAAAAUUUCAGAUGUCCCACCCACACUAGUGUCGAUGUUUCCAGAACAAUCUGUCCAUCCUGGCUCGCCAAUAUCGUUGAAAUGUGUGACCACUGGCAAUCCUCCUCCUAAGGUUACAUGGUACGUGGAUGGAGGGGCAGUUUCGAGAACAGGACGUGUCACAUUUGGCGAUCACAUCACAGAACACGCCAACGUGGUCAGUUUUCUUAACAUAAGUGAUACGAGGGUAGAGGAUGGAGGGGAAUACAAAUGCCAAGUGAGCAACGACGUUGGCAGUACCUUCCAUUCUUCGAGACUAAAUGUCUAUGGACUAACUUUCGUCAGAGCUCUGCCAAAUAUUACUGCCAUAGCAGGUGAAGAGUUGCUUAUACGUUGCCCUUAUGGAGGUUACCCAAUAAAAAGUAUCAGGUGGUUCAAAAGUGGUAUGUUAUUACCUCUUAACCAUCGACAAAAGGUCACACACGGCGGUUCAUUGUCUAUUCAAAAUGUUCAGAGAUCAGCUGAUCAAGGUUCAUACAGUUGUACUGUUCAAGGUGCAAAUGGAGAAACAGCUUCAGGAACAACUUCUGUUUCCGUUGUAGUAUCACCAGUUAUCGACCAGCAUUUUUUUCGUGAGAGCAGCACAGUAGAUGAAGAAGCGAGAACAAAAUUAGUUUGCAUAGUGUCUAAAGGGGACCCACCACUACGUUUUCAUUGGCUGAAAAAUGGACUGCCUUUUGUCGCUCAUGGUGACAUCACAAUCCAGACUACCGAAGAUUCAUCCAUUAUGGCAUUCAAAAGAAUCACUUCUGCAGACAGAGGACAUUAUAGUUGCGUCGCUUCUAAUGUCGCAUCCUCCACAAACGCGACAAUGCAAAUGAUAGUGAACGUGCCUCCUCGUUGGACAGUAGAGCCCACGAAUGCGAGUGUUGUUCUAGGAAACACAGUGUGGAUGGAUUGUUCGGCAGUUGGAUUCCCUUCUCCCAGCGUCUUGUGGAAGAAACUGGUAUUUACAGAAAACACUGCUGGUGAUUUUACGUAUGUCCACUCUAGUCCAAGAGCUCACCGUUACAACAACGGUUCAUUGGUCAUCUCAGAUGCUGAAGAAAGCGAUGCUGGUAAUUAUCUUUGUCAGGCAAACAACGGAAUCGGUGCUGGGUUGAGCAAAAUUGUUACGCUUCAGGUUUUAGUUCCUCCAAGAUUCAAAGAUUCCUUCCAGAGUCGGUCCACAAGAGAGGGAACGAAUGCCACCCUGAAAUGUGAUUCAUCCGGGCAUUCACCCAUCACCAUCACCUGGCGGAAAGAUAAAAGAGUUUUAGACGAAAAGUCAAACAAAAGAUAUAUUGUUCGCAUCAUAUCCAAAACUCAUCAAACAAUUUCAGAGCUGCACAUUGUGAACGCAACACGAAAAGAUUCUGGAAAAUACAGCUGUACAGCAGUCAGCGAAAUAGGGAUGGACGAAUCAAUCAUCCAGUUCAUUGUUCAAGGUUUUCCGGAUGCUCCAUCUAAUGUUUCAGUUUUGAAUACUACUAGCAGAUCAGUUAGUUUAUUUUGGGAAAUAACACACAAUGGCAACAGUCACAUUACAGGCAGCAUUGUACAAUAUCAGACAAUAUCUGAUUCAAACUGGAAUGGACAGACAUCCCAACUGAUAGUAUCGGGUUCAGAGAACAGCGCCACUCUGAGGGCACUCAACCCUAUAACACUGUAUUUUGUGAGAGUAAUCGCCGAAAACUCAGUGGGGCAAAGUUUGCCAAGUUCGGUCAUAAAUGUUACAACUGAAGAAGAAGCUCCUUCUGGUUCUCCCAAAGAUGUGCAGGUCCAAUCGACAGGAGCUCAGUCCAUUAAAGUCACGUGGAAACCACCGCCCGAAGAAUUUCAGCAUGGCCGUAUAAGAGGUUAUUAUGUAGGAUACAGACUACCUGAAUCACUUGAGAGCUAUACACUUAAACAAGUGGAGAACAAUGAAAAGGAACAUCAUUCUACCUACAUUACGGGUCUACAACCAUUCACUAAGUACGAAAUUAUUGUCAAAGCCUACAACUCUGCUGGAACUGGUCCAAAAUCUGACAAGAUAAUAGGACAAACCCUAGAAACAGCACCUCCGACUUCCCCUACAGUACAGAUUGACGGAACAACCUCAUCAUCCAUAACGGUCCAUUGGAAAAAAGAUUCAAAAGAAAAGUCUGCAACUCCAGAAUACAGCCUUCACUACAAAAGUGAAAAUGAAGAUUGGAGAAUUGAAACUCUUAAUAAUAGCAUCGAUUACCACACAUUGAAAGGUCUGAGAUGCGGUACAAGAUAUCAGCUCUAUAUGACAGCUUCAAACAGUCUGGGAACUGGUGAGCCAAGCACGCCAGUAUUCAUCAGAACAAAAGGAGCAGCCCCUAUGUCUCCGCAAGAAACAGCCUUCAUCCAUGCCAAUGUAACUUCAUCGAAUCUUAUUCUGUCAGCGUGGAAGACGAGUGGUUGUCCAAUAAAACAUUUCAUAGUGCAAUAUCGACCUAAGUACCAAAGCCAAUGGAUCUCGUCAUCCAAAAAAGUUCAAAUGCCUCCAGAUAUUUAUGUUCUGCAGAACUUGGUGGCGGAAAAAGAAUACGACAUAAUGGUCACAGCUGUUAGUGACGCCGGAUUGACACAAGGGGAGUACACUGUGCGGACGCUAUCGCAACAAGCUCUUGCUCCAACGAUGAAUCCAGCAUUUGGUAAAAGGGAAACAGACUUGCCCUUCUACAAAAAUUUGGCACUGGUUGUACCAGUUGUGGUUUCUUCUCUCAUCACGAUACUUCUUCUGUUCGCUAUUAUUGUUUGUUUUCGGAAGCAUUUGAAGGACAGAAGAAGAAGGCACGAGUGUGACAAUAGAAAAUCAUAUCCUGAUUCUUUGAUGAUGAGUGAUAUGUCUAAAGAAGUAAAGACGAAACCAACAGAUUUUUCCCACUAUACUUGUCCUGGAAAAACAGAUUAUGCUGAGCCGUAUGCUUGCGAGGAACUUUUGUCAAAACAAGGUUCAGAUGGAUUAUUUGCAACAAUUAAACGAUGUCCGACAAGACCAAUUUAUAUGUCAUCUUAUAAACCGGGCAAUGAAUCAUUUUGUUCAUCGCAUGUUUCUUCCCACGAAUGCAACCCCCUUCCCGAUCCGAACAAGAAAGAAAAAUGGAAUAAUCCACCGAAUCAUUCGAAACCAGUUCGGUGAUAGUGUCAAACCCUGCUUGUAUACAGACCACUACCGUCCGAAUUCUUUCGCAAGAUUUAUUCCCAAUUGGUUUUGCGAUUGAUCUACAAUUUCGAACUACCAUUAAGUAGGUACUGUACUGUUGAAAGACAAAUGAUCAGUAUUGAAUUAUGGAAAAAUAUGUGCAUCAAUGCUUUUUUUUCUCGGUUAUUUAUGAAAUAAAUAUUUGUGAUAUACCGAUAAUUUGUCCAAUAACCGAAAUUCCGAAUGUCAUUUGGCUGUUGAAUUAUGAAGAUUCUUUGGUGAUCAAAGAGUGUAAGAUAUAAAUUGUAUCUCAUACACAAAAAGAGCUUUGGAUGAUAUCAUUUGUAAGUAAGACGUUUAUCGUUGGAUUUGACAAAUUUUUAUUAAGUGAAUAAAUGUUAUAGAUUGAUAUAAAGCGAAUUAAUUUAAACUAUAUCAUAAAUCAAUUCUUAUAAAAGUAUUUCGUCGUGCCAAAGUAUAAAUUUUUACUAUAAAAUUAAUGCCACAUGCAGUUAUUUAAUCUCCAGCUUGACACCGUUUAUGUUUUUCCUGAAAGACGGAUUUAAGCACUGUUAACACGCCUUUCAAUAGAAAUGACCAGAAAAUAUUACUACACGAAAUGAGCUUUUUAAGAUCAUAAUAAGUAUAGAAAAUUUCAAUUUCAUAAUCAUAGUGACGUUUUUUUUCUGUGUUUUUGUAGUUCUCCUUCAGAUCGACGUUUUGCUUAAAUACUAAUGUCUCUGAACUACUUUUUAUCUGAGCUUAUGAGAUUAUUUUUUGCUUUAUUUCUACACAAACAUGAAUUUCCUUUCUGUAUAAGAAACAAACAAAGGAAUCUCAGGAGUAAAAAGUGAUAACCCACAUUUUUCUUGAGAAGCUCUAACAACGUGGAAAAAGAGAACCAAACACAAUUAAUAACCUAAACCGAGAUCGUUUCGAAACUAUAAUAAAGCAUUAUAUUUAGCUUCAUGAAAGAAGGAGAGAGAGAACCACAGAGAGACAGAAGAAAUUACAAACAAGUUACAGGGAAAAAAAUAAAAUUGAACCCUUAGGAUCGAUUCUAUUCUAUAGAAUAAGAUCGAACAAGAAAAUCAACAAAAGAUGUGAUGUAUUAAAAAAGGUAUCAAAAAGUGCACAAUGCUUACAAGAUAGCAAUUAUACAACACAUAGUUACACCCUCUCUUUUAUUGGCCAUAAUUUUAUUGUUUUUAUAAUACUUCACGGGGAGAAGGGAAUGGGAGGUGCGGAACUAUUAAUGAUAGUUAACCAGUAUUGUGUUGCCCUUGCUUAAGAGAUUUCUAUUACUUCAAGAUAAGAUUGAAAUCUUAUGCUGUGUAGAAUUAUUAUCAGCAGUGAAGA
This is a messenger RNA of Parasteatoda tepidariorum (common house spider), 5721 nucleotides long. Its product is annotated as cell adhesion molecule Dscam1. Gene Ontology annotation, molecular function: protein binding. The record is from RefSeq and is a predicted model, not a curated record. Gene Ontology annotation, biological process: cell-cell adhesion. NCBI's taxonomy places the organism in Eukaryota, Metazoa, Arthropoda, Arachnida, Araneae, Theridiidae.